Taeniopygia guttata (zebra finch) is the source of this 6577-nucleotide messenger RNA. It is a transcript of the gene ZDHHC20, whose product is annotated as zDHHC palmitoyltransferase 20. The record is from RefSeq and is a predicted model, not a curated record. NCBI's taxonomy places the organism in Eukaryota, Metazoa, Chordata, Aves, Passeriformes, Estrildidae. Gene Ontology annotation, molecular function: palmitoyltransferase activity.
UCCGCAGCGGCGGCCGGAGCUGCAGCCGCCGCCCGCCCGCCGCAGCGCCGGCGCUGCCGCCGUGCCCGCCAGGGAAGAUGGCGCCGUCCCACGUCCUCAAGUGUUGCCAGAAGGUGCUGGCCUGGGUGCCCGUGGCCUUCAUCGCCCUGGUCGUGGCCUGGUCCUACUACGCCUACGUGGUGGAGCUGUGUGUGUUUACUAUUUCUUCAACUGCCGAAAAAGUUGUCUACCUUGUAGUUUUUCAUCUGUCAUUCGUCAUGUUUGUAUGGUCCUAUGGGAAGACAAUUUUCACAUCUCCUGCAACCCCCUCUAAUGAGUUCUGCUUGUCAAAAGCUGAUAAAGAACAAUAUGAAAAAGAAGAGAGACCAGAAUCCCAGCAGGAGAUUUUAAGAAGAGCUGCCAAAGACUUGCCUAUCUAUACGACAACAGCAUCGAGAGCAAUCAGAUACUGUGAUCGAUGCCAGCUGAUCAAACCUGACCGCUGCCACCACUGUUCUGCAUGUGACGUAUGUGUCUUAAAAAUGGACCACCACUGUCCAUGGGUCAAUAAUUGUGUGGGAUUUUCUAACUACAAAUUCUUCCUCCUGUUUUUAAUGUAUUCCUUACUGUACUGUUUGUUUGUUGCUGCUACAGUCUUGCAGUACUUCAUAAAGUUUUGGACAAAUGAAUUGCCAGAUACCCAUGCAAAGUUCCAUGUACUAUUCCUUUUCUUUGUGGCAGCCAUGUUCUUCAUCAGCAUACUGUCACUCUUCAGCUACCACUGCUGGCUAGUUGGCAAAAACAGAUCAACUAUAGAAACAUUCCGUGCACCCACAUUUCGAAAUGGUCCUGAUAAAAAUGGCUUUUCUCUUGGAUGCAGCAAAAAUCUAAGGGAGGUUUUUGGAGAUGAAAAGAAGUAUUGGCUACUUCCUAUCUUUACCAGUUUGGGUGAUGGAUGUAAUUUCCCAACUCGCUUGGUGAUUAUGGAUCCAGAGCAACUUACAGUCUCAAGCCAAAAUGAACCUGCCAAAAGCUCUGUAGCCAAUCAGUCCUUUCCUACUCGACCACUCAGUGAAUCACAAAAUCGGUUGCUAUCCGGUGAUUGUCAGUGGGUGGAAACUGGUCCUGAGGAGGAAAAUGUGAAAUCAGGUGCAAAAAAGCAUAUUAUAGUUUCAUUGGAAAGCUGAUCUCAGCUAAUUACUAACCAACCAUCUCAAUGAGAAACAGGUUUCUGCAACACAUUUUGAGCUUGAAUAUUACUUAAUUUUGUUUGGAAGAAGUUGAGCAGGAAAAAAUGGAACAUGAACAUUUUAGGAAGAGACAAGAAAUUCAAGUUUCUGCACAGUACAAUGGAUUCUUGUAAGCACUAUUGCAGAGCAGGGAAGUUAAGACAGAUGCCUUAAGAUGCUUAAUGUGCAUUUAUGCAACACUGAAUUAUAUACUGCUACCAAAGGGCCAGAUCCAGAAGUGCCCUGCUUGGAUGCACAAGGUCCAGAGUGGGAACUAUGCAUUUCUUUUAUGCUGCAGUGGCGGGGGUAUAUUGCAGAGACUCGUACCUCCUCACGGGCAAACGUCAUACCUUAGGCACUGCAGAAGGCACUUCCAUAGCAGGUCUCCAGAGUACGGAAGAAAAGGAAAAAAAAACAACAGAGUCAGCUUAGAGCAUGGUCAGCAAGUCUGAAGUGGGAAUAUACAUAGUUCAGAUGCCCGGUGAUGGGGAAGAGACUGGAUGGUGUUUCUCCUCUCUCCCUAUUAACCAAUCUACCCCAUGAUCACAGCUCUCCAAGUCUUUUGGGACUGAGGGUUCUUUCUACUAGCUGUGCUUUGGAGCAAGGUAAUGCCAACAACAUAAAAACCUUUAACUUGGGUGUUGCUUUUUUGCUAUAGGAUUGAGCUUCCUCAUAAUUUUAACUUGAUUUAUUUAACCAUACCACAGACAGAGCUCAAAAAAGAAAACUUGUGUUUUAGUUGAAAAAAACAUGGAUUAUUACUUUCCAACAAUUGUCAGUCAGCAUACAAGGAAAAGGCAGUCCAAAAAGGAAUUAACAGUUGUUACAUUUUCUGUUACUGUUUGCUGUGUUCUGUGAAGGCAGCAACAAAAUGGUAAAGUACCCCUGAGAAAAACCAUAUUGCAGUUGUGUGUUUCUAGAAAACAGAACCAGCAAAGUACUGCUUUUUCCAUGGGACUCUUGAUGGUUUAUACUGUUUUAUACUUUUGUUUUAUCUUUUUAAUAAAGGAACAAGGUUUUAUUGGUUCUAAAGUACAAAUAUCAGGUAUUUACAAGAAGGUUAGUGUUACAUCAUAGAUCUGUGUUAGCACACUGAAAAAUUGCAUCCUUUAGUCUCCCACUUUCAAGUCCAGUUUAAGUGAUGCUGAAAUUGUUAAAGACUGAUGGCUUUGUGCAGCAAUGCUUACAAAAGGUGAAAUGUGUUCCCUGUGUGAGGAUUCAAGUCCAUCCCAUCCUUAGCUCAAGACCUACAGCAAAGAACAUGGGGUUUUUUUUUUCCUCACUUCUCUACAGAGAAGACUGCUAACUCAUCUUUGGGUGGUAUUGGAAUUUUGCACCUGGAAAGAGUGACAAAUACUAUUUUUCUCUCUGUAAGAUUUCUGAUGUUCAGCUGCUGAUGAUUACAAAUAGACAUGAGCCCUGUUGAUACAGACUGAAGGUAGUAGUCAAAUUGAUGAUUUAGUCCAAAAGAACCUGUUUGUUUUGUCUCCCAGACUGAUUGCUACUUGGGUUAAAUAUAUUUAUGAUGGAAAUACUAAGGUAUCGAGUAUGUAAGGUUUAAAAUAAGUAUUUUUUGUCUUUGGAUAUAAUAAAUUUUUCUUAAAUAUUAAUCUUCCGGAACAAGAACUCUUUGAGAACCUAUGAUUUUACUGUUGGAUAUCCUUGCGACAGAAGGAAUGGUCCAAAUUUGCAUGUUUUAUAAAAGUUGCAGAAUGUUUCUUCAAACUCUGUAUAAGAAAUUUUGCAUUUGCUAAUUCCAAAACUUACAAAAGCAUUUGCUACACAUUGAUCAGAAAGGUUUAGCUUUUUCUUCUCUAAGUGAGAAGUGCCCAUUUUAACAUAAGCUCUCAGCAGUAUCGUACCAGCAAAAUUUCUUGGGGAAGAUAACAGAGAAGGAAGACUGCAUGUUCAAAUGGCUUGUUCUGAAUACCAAAAUUUGCAGCCCCAAACAGUGGUGGAACUGUCAUGGAGGGCCUGGGAUAUCAUCUGGCUUUUACUGCAUCCAUGUAUUAUAGCUGAAAUAACAUUUCCAUGCACAGAUAUCAUCCAGCAGAACUAUAAGCAAAAUGUAUGUCAGAAUCCUAAGUAUCGCUGAACUCAGCAAUAUGGUCUCUGCUCCCCAAAGUGCUUCAUAUACCACCCCCCUCCCAUGAAUGUAUGUAUCCUGUAGGCCAACAUCAGGAGAACUGGUUUGAUUUCUUUAGUCAGGAUAGUGAAUCUACAGGAAAAAACUGCAAGUAAACAGACUGUGCUAUCUCCAUGUGCAUUUUCUAACAAGUGCAGCUCUUCUGAAACCACUUAUUUGUAUAUCUGAUGGACAUUUUUGUUGACAUUUCAUGAAGAACUGACAUCUCUGACAUGUUUAUGCAGAUCACAGGAAUAUUUUGUCCUAGGUUUUAAUUAAUAUUUGAGAUGAGAAAAGGAGCAGUGGUUUUAGGAUAAUCCUGAGGCCAGAGUUACUGUUGGUGUAAAAGUAGGCAUUACUGAAAGUCACUUUGACAACCACGAAACAUAGUAAAAUGAUUGAAAGAUGAUUCUCCCACAUUCACCACCCACAAUCACUUUUGGUUUUUUCCUCCUGGGGAACUGGGGACUAAGAGAAACCCCAGGCUGAUUUAAAGGAAUUAAGUUCUCUAAGGGAAUUGUACUGCUGAACUCCAAGGGCAUGCCAGUAAGUGAAGUUAGGUUUUCCUGGCAGGCCUGGGCUUUGGGGGAGGUAUCAUGGCUAAGGCAGCCAGGAUAACAUCCUUGCCUUUGGAUUCUGUCCUGAGCACUCCCUAGGCUGUGCUGUGCCAGCAAAUCCAUGAGGGAGCAGAAUGGCUCUUCGGUUGCUGGGCUGCAAGCAGCCAUGUGUCCCUACCAGCAGAGGCAGGGGCUGCAGGAAGGGGGUACUUUUGCCCCAUGGUCAGAUCAGAAAGGGGAUGGAUCCUGAGAAAACAGUUGUUGAGGGUGUUGGGCCAUAUUGUAAAUACUGGUUUUGUGGUUUAGCCCACUCUUUAUCAGGGAGUCUUGAAAAUACGUAGGUUGUCAUUAAAAAUAGCAGCCCUUAAGCUUUUAGAUCCAUUAAUGGCUACUACAAGCCAUACGUAGUAGUUAUUGUAGGAUAGUUGACAUUGGCUGCAGUUAGAAACUGCUUUCUUGUUUCUUUCUGCUUUUCUCUUUUAAAAAAAUCUACAUAUGCUCAAAAAGUAAUGAAAAAAAGGCUUUAAAUUCCCAGUGUGAGAACAGAAGCCUGAUGUAGGGGAGGAUUUCGUUUUUCUGAAAUGUCUUGAAACAAACCUGUCCCUGUGAAUAUGAGGCAGGAAAAUCCACAAAUAGAAAUUACUUAAAACUACACAAUACUGGGGUUUUUCUUACUGUUUCUUACUCACAGAGAGUACAAGACACACAUCAUUACUGUGCCUACCAAAGGCGUAAUAUGGGAGGAGGGCAGGAAGAGGAGUAGGUUUCUGUCAUUAAUUGACUUCCUACAGUAUUGAUACAAGUCAGAUGUGAUUAGAAACCUCAAUUUAAAAUAAUCAGAGGGUUACUUUAGAGGAAGUUUAGUCACUUCUAUUUUUAGUGAUUUGAAUAGAAAUCACAGUCAUAUUUUUAUUAAAGCUGCCUCUCAAGUGUGGAAUUUCCAAGUACCAAGCUAUUUUUGGUAUUCUGUUUUUACAAACUGGUCCUGUUCUCCAGAGUGCUGAAUACUCACAUUUUUCAGGUACUGUUUCUUUCCUUUAGUCUUGUGUGGUUCUCUAUUAAUUAUAAAUCGUCUUUUGGGUUGGGAUGAAUUUCUACUCAAAGACUUCAUGAUCUAACUGAAGUAUGGUCCAAUUGUGGCUGAGCAGAGCCCCAAGAGGACAAAAACUGCAGUGGUUGCAGCAGUAUUAAAGUCUGGUAGAUUUACUAAGAUGCGCUGGUUCCGACACAGAUCGACCAAAUCUGCCUGGAUCUGGAGCACCAACUGACCAGAUUUUUAUUUAGAAGUUGAAUAAUAGCAAAACCACAGCAGCUUUGAGUUUCACAGCAUAUGUUCUCCAAGGGGGAGAGUGUAUGUUCUGACUGGGGGAUUUGGGUGUGCAUUUAGAGAGGCUCCAAACAGCAGUUACUUUUAGCUCACAAAUGUCUUUUUGCAGUACCUAAAAAACAGCGAUGCGUGCAGCUUCAGAGGCUCUUUUAUCCCUAAAUGGCACCAAAGAGAGCAGCUGCACGUGAAGUGAUUUAGUACUGAACACGUUUGUUACACUCAUUUCUAUCCAUUUAUUUUGUAUAUAGAGCUUUUUAUACACAUUUUUCUUAAUUAUGUAGCUGUCGUGAAACAUCAUGAAGCUACGAGUAGUUUGUUUUCAUGUGGAUUAAACAGGUGUUUGGUCAUUUGUUUUCUAAAGCCUUUACUUGAAUUUGUUUCCAUUAGGUAGUGAAGUCUGAUAAUGUUUACAGAUCGCUUUCUUUGGUUUUGGGAGCUUUCCCCGUCUUUCUUCCUACCCUCUGCCCUAAGAAACAGAGAGCUCAUGCUCAACAGUCAAGUAGAUGUGUCAGAGAUGAAGAAUUUGUAUACUUUGUCACCAAAGCAUUGGGAGUGACAUGCUGAUUCCCUUCCGUUUACAGUUUAGCUGACAACUUAAAGACACUUAGCAUGGUCCUCUGUGAUUUCUCCUGUCCCUUAUCCUGUUAUCAGCUUUAUUAUGGGAAACUUAAAUCUUCCUAAAUGGGAAUUUACAAUCAUGAAGCUAUCCCAGAGAGAGGCAGCAUUCCUGCUAAGUCUGUUCCGCUUUUAACUUAGAUGAAUGAAACGUCCUGGGUUAUCUCUUAAGUUCCUUUUGUAUUUGCCAGCAAGGGUCAUCAACAUUUGCACUAAUCACAAUGUCUCAGCUGUUUUAUUGCCACAAGGUUAUUUUUAAUUGUGCUGCCUAAACUUUGAAUGAGCUGUAUUUAAGUUUGGGAUGAUGUGUAAAAGAUACCUGUAAUAAUGACGCACUUAUUGUAUUUUUUUGUAUGUUACAGAUAGGACUCAUCCUAUGCACAGAGAAAACGUUGCCAUUUAUAGUUUAAUACUUGAAGUAACUUUUUGAAAUGGGCUUUUAUAAAUGAAUUAAAUACAAAAUCACAUUGCUUUGCCUGGAAGUUCCUUCAUGUUUUAAUUGUAUUUGCAAUUUCCCCAUAUGUAUACUUUACCAUAAAGUUCUCUUAAGCCAUUUACAACCAAUGAAAGUGCAUUCAAGAUUUUGUACAUCAGUGUUCAGACCUGUUCAUACUUCUCUGAAGUAUAAUCCGUGUUUAAUAAAAAAGUACCAUUUUAAGCCUCUUUUCCAAAGUUAUAUGAAAAGACUUGACACUUGAAUUCAUUAUUGAAUGCAACAUCAACUUAAUAAAAAUAUGUGAAAGAA